AUGGAACUGGAACUGGAACAGAAACUGCACGACGCAUCCUAUACGAAGGAUAAGCACAGCACCAACCGAAGGGAACUCGACAAAAUGCAUCGAUUCUCCGUCGACAAUCUCAUUGAACUGAAACAGGAUGCUUAUGCCAAGAGCAAAAUACCCCGGGAAUUGACUAAUAAUUUUGGCGGCGCCAACGUUGAUUACCCCAAUAAUCUGACAUCGGGGCACUCGAGAAAGCCGAGACGUAACCGCACCACCUUCAGCUCAGCCCAGUUGACGGCACUGGAGAAGGUAUUCGAGAGAACGCAUUAUCCCGACGCAUUUGUUAGAGAGGAGCUGGCCACAAAGGUGCAUCUGAGCGAGGCACGAGUGCAGGUUUGGUUCCAGAAUCGUCGUGCCAAAUUCCGUCGAAAUGAGCGCAGUGUCAGCAUAGGUCGACCACUAUUGGAUACGGCCACACAAUUGGUGCCUGCUCCAAUACCCAACAAUAUGCACAAAUAUCCGAAUCUGGCCCACACAGCACCACCUGGAGCCUAUGCCCUGAACUUUGCCCCACUCGAGCUGCGUUCCUGCCAAAACUAUACCAACUGCUACGGUGGAUUCGGCACAAAUCCGACAAGCAGCAGCGGAGUGUGCUCCUUCUUUGGGGCACCCAAUUACUGUGUGGCCGCCAACUAUGCAAAGAACGCGUAUCCGUCCCUCUGAUGAUGGCCAACUCAGCCC
Messenger RNA from Drosophila innubila, 714 nucleotides. RefSeq names its product paired mesoderm homeobox protein 1. Lineage: Eukaryota; Metazoa; Arthropoda; Insecta; Diptera; Drosophilidae. The transcript has 3 exons. Gene Ontology annotation, molecular function: RNA polymerase II transcription regulatory region sequence-specific DNA binding; DNA-binding transcription factor activity, RNA polymerase II-specific. The record is from RefSeq and is a predicted model, not a curated record. Gene Ontology annotation, biological process: regulation of transcription by RNA polymerase II. Bases 1 to 696 code for a protein of 231 amino acids.